Stegostoma tigrinum is the source of this 1520-nucleotide messenger RNA. It is a transcript of the gene prim1, whose product is annotated as DNA primase subunit 1. The transcript has 7 exons. Lineage: Eukaryota; Metazoa; Chordata; Chondrichthyes; Orectolobiformes; Stegostomatidae. Gene Ontology annotation, cellular component: alpha DNA polymerase:primase complex. The record is from RefSeq and is a predicted model, not a curated record. Gene Ontology annotation, biological process: DNA replication, synthesis of primer. The coding region runs from base 22 to 852 and encodes 276 amino acids.
CGCGCCUUUUUCGUUUAAAAGAUGGCGCUAGCAGAGAAUCGAUAUGAUGCGGCUGAAUUACCGGAUUUGCUCCCUGUUUAUUAUAAACGUCUUUUCCCAUAUUCCCAGUACUUCCGAUGGUUAAGCUACGGUGGUGUCCCCAAGACCUAUUUCCAGAAUAGAGAAUUCUCCUUCACCCUGAAAGAUGAUAUCUACGUGCGUUAUCUGUCCUUCAAUAAUCAAAAUGACCUGGAGAAAGAAAUGCAGAAAAUGGCUCCUUAUAAGAUUGACAUUGGAGCUGUUUACUCAAACAAGCCUAGCCAACACAAUUCUAUGAAGUCAGGAACCUUCCAUGCUGAGAGUAAAGAGCUGGUUUUUGAUAUUGACAUGACAGACUAUGAUGAUGUUCGAACCUGUUGCAGCUCUGCAGAUAUUUGCCACAAGUGCUGGACACUAAUGACCAUUGCUAUCAAGAUUCUGGACAGAGCUUUGGAAGAGGACUUUGGGUUUCAACACCGGCUCUGGGUAUACUCUGGCCGAAGAGGGGUCCAUUGCUGGGUCUGUGAUGAGAAUGCACGGAAGCUUUCCCAGGCAGCUCGGUCUGCUGUUGCAGAGUACCUGAGUGUAGUUAAGGGUGGAACAGAUACAAUCAAGAAAGUACAUCUGAAUAGUCCCAUUCAUCCUUCUAUUCAGGAAUCUAUCACAGUGAUUGAUAGGUAUUUUGAAGACUAUGCUCUGAACAAACAAGACCUCUUUGGCUGUAAGGAAACUUGGCAGAAGGUCUUAGCUCUGGUUCCUGAUGAUAUCCUUUCAUUGGAAUUAACAACAUUUGAUGAAUCUAUGGUUCCCAUUUUUUUUAAACUUCUUUUUUGAAUUGGUAUUAGUAAAAGGUUUCUUGGAUUAAUAUCUCAACUUUUGCUUUCUUGUCCCUGGGCUUGUACUUUGAUCUAGUCCACUACAGUAACUUGUCUUUUCAGAAUCUUGGGAUUGUUACAGCUUAGGAGGAGACAACUUGGCCCAUUUUUGUCUGUGUUGGCUCUCCGCAUAGGACACAGUGCCACUUCCCCCAACUUCUCCCCAUAAUCCAGCACAUUCUGUUUUUUACGGAUAAUCCAGUUGUUCUUAACCUUUGAUCUACCAUGAAUCCUAACCAUUUGCAGUAUGAAAAAGUUGCUCAUCGUGUUGCCAUUGCUUCUUUUGCUAAUCACCUUUAAAUGUGCCUUCUAGUUCUCGAUCCUUCCUUUGAGAACAAUUUCUGCUGACCAACUCUCCCCAGUCCUGUCUUGAUUUUUGAAUACGUCUAUCUAAUUUCCUCUCAACCAUGUCUUCAAGAUGUCACUCCCAACUUGGCUAACUUCCGUAACUGUUCCUCAUCUGUGAGACCUUGUUGAAUCUUUUCUGCAUUCCAUUUCCUUUGCAUCCUUCCUAUACUGUGGUGCCCAGAACUGGACAAACUACUUAAGGUGAGGCCAAGCUUGUGUUUUAAACGUCUCCUUGCUCUAAAUUCCAUGCUUCUAUUCAUGAGGUCCAGGAUGUUGCAU